UCCUGUUCUAGUGCACUACUCAGGGCGUUCUGUAACAACGCGCGCGCACUAUGUAGUGGCACUCUGUGUAAGAAGCGCGCGCUUUAGGACACAGCCGCAGUGUCGCCGCUAUUCAAGUUUAGCUAGGAACAUGUCGGAAUAGUGUUAGUUUCGUUAUUGGGUUUCGUGUCGUCUGAGCAUGAAGUGGAGAGUAUAAAGAGCAGUAAAAGUGCGGGCUGUGUAGUGUGUGAGCUGUGUGUCGGACACGGUUCAGUCGGUGUUAACCUCUGACAGGAAGUUCAUCGAGGUUUAGGAGGUGUAACUUUGAGACAGAAUCAAUAACAUGCUCAGACUUGAUGCAGGGGUUUAUGUGUUGUUGUUUACAGGGUGUGUGAGCAGAGGUGAGCAGAGGUGAGUCUGUAGCUGUGGCCUGGUUAAUUUACAGAUAGAGCAGGGGUUUAGGACAGAAAGCUGCAGGAUGUCUGACGGGGAUGAUGAUGUUCCUCUGAUUUUAACCUGGGACGAAACAGCUGAUCUGCUGGAGGAGAACGGCGUCGGGACCUACGAUGCUCUGAACAGCAUGAGCAACCCCGCAGCCCCGGACUCCACUUGCCCGAAUUCCUUGCGGCAGAGUUGGGAGGUGAACUAUCAGGAAGCAGCUAUAUAUCUACAGGAAGGGGAGAAUAAUGAUAAGUUUUACACGCACCCCCGGAACCCCCGCGCUCUCAGUGCCUACCUGUUCGUCCACAAUCACCUGUUCUACCUGAUGGAGCUCGUGACCGGAACGCUGCUCAUGCUGCUCUCGCUGUCCGAGGCUCCGGCUGUUCCCCCGCUCCGACUCCACGUCUAUGUUCACGCCACUCUGGAGCUCUUGGCGUUGGUGAUGGUGGCCUUCGAGCUGUGUAUGAAGCUCCGGUGGCUCGGCUUUCACGCCUUCAUACGACACAAGAGAACCGUGGUGAAGACGAGCGUGUUGCUGAUCCAGUUCGUCGAGGCGAUCGUCGUGUUAGUUCGAAAGACGAGUCACCUGCGCGUGACCCGAGCUCUCAGACCCAUCUUCCUCGUCGACUGUCGUUACUGCGGUGCCGUGCGCAGGAACCUGCGUCAGAUUUUCCAGUCGCUCCCUCCGUUCAUCGACAUCCUCCUCCUCCUGCUCUUCUUCAUGGUCAUCUUCGCCAUCCUCGGCUUCUGUCUGUUCUCCACCAACCCAGCCGACCAUUAUUUUAACACACUGGAGAACAGUAUCGUGAGUUUGUUCGUUUUGCUCACCACUGCGAAUUUCCCGGACGUGAUGAUGCCGGCGUACUCACGGAACCGCUGGUCCUGCAUUUUCUUCAUCGUUUACCUCUCCAUCGAGCUCUACUUCAUCAUGAACCUCCUCCUGGCCGUGGUGUUCGACACGUUUAACGGCGUGGAGAAAGUCAAGUUCAAAUCUCUUCUCUUACACAAACGCUCGGCCAUCGAGCACGCCUUCCAGCUGCUGGUGAGCCGCCAGAGACCUGAUGGAAUCUCUCUGAGGCAGUUUGAUGGACUGUUGCGUUUUUAUCGGCCGAGAAUGAGGGCGCGUGAUCGCUUCCUCACAUUUAAAGCUCUCAACCAGUCAGGAACACCCAUACUCAGACUGGAGGACUUCUAUAAUGUGUACGAGGUGAUGGGUCUGAAGUGGAAGGUC
This is a messenger RNA of Ictalurus furcatus (blue catfish), 1651 nucleotides long. It is a transcript of the gene tpcn1, whose product is annotated as two pore segment channel 1. Gene Ontology annotation, cellular component: lysosomal membrane; endosome membrane. NCBI's taxonomy places the organism in Eukaryota, Metazoa, Chordata, Actinopteri, Siluriformes, Ictaluridae. Gene Ontology annotation, biological process: monoatomic ion transport; transmembrane transport. The transcript is spliced from 11 exons. Gene Ontology annotation, molecular function: monoatomic ion channel activity; voltage-gated channel activity. The record is from RefSeq and is a predicted model, not a curated record. The annotation marks the transcript as partial.